GGGUUCCGUGGAUUUGGGAUCGGCGGGAGAUUUUGUUCCCGGUAUCCUGAUAUGUUGCGCUGGAAGUUAAUUGGGGGAGUGACUAGGUAGGUAUUUUGUGAGAGGGAAAGGUGGAGCGUACGGUUUCGAUGUAUUCGCCUUUGGUGGCUUUGGGGGGCAUUUUGAUGCGGAUUGGGAUUGAUGGGCUGUGUGGUUUAUUGACAAUGAGUUGGUUAACUGAUAACUUGCGAUGCCGAUAGCAGGGUUGCUAUCGGGCGGUGAGUGGUGCCGGAACCGAUUCCGCUAUGGGGGGUUUUGGGCGGUGUGGGUGAUUAGCGCUAGGGAUUCUUUGGGAAGGCGGUCUUGGGCGAUUUGUGCGCUAGUGGGAGCUCAUGGACCCAGCUUUUGGGGUUUAGGGGGUUUGAGAUGGGAUUCUGUACCGCGGAUAUUUCGACCAUAUAGACUGUUGUUGGGAUUUGUGUUGGUUUGGUUUAGUGGCAUACUAGCUAUUGGGGUUAAAGUCCGUAGAAUUGAAAUAGAUUUCGAAAGGCGCGAUAUUCAGUCCGAGGCUCCGACAUGCAAAAAACCUCCAUCAUUCCACGAACUUGUUGUGACAGUUGGACAAAAGUUCUGCCAGUGGAAUGAGACAAGCUCCCCACUUGAUCGGAUGCAUUUAUCAUGAACCAGUCACCAACUAUUCUUCGCACAAGUUGGACAUCUCGACAGAUGGAUCUAUCGCUCCAGCGAUCAAUAUCGUCACAACAACCCAAUCUGUCUCACUUUCCCUCCACAAUCAAUGCCAAUUAUCAGCUUCCUUGAAAAAAAAAAAAAAAAAGAAAAAGAAAGGCAAGAUACUAUCUAUCAUCGGGGAUUAAAU
Molecule: messenger RNA, 856 nt
Organism: Aspergillus alliaceus
Lineage: Eukaryota; Fungi; Ascomycota; Eurotiomycetes; Eurotiales; Aspergillaceae
Exons: 1
Coding region: 230-661 (143 amino acids)
Source: RefSeq, a predicted model, not a curated record